This is a messenger RNA of Xyrauchen texanus (razorback sucker), 7509 nucleotides long. Its product is annotated as collagen alpha-1(XXIV) chain-like. The record is from RefSeq and is a predicted model, not a curated record. Lineage: Eukaryota; Metazoa; Chordata; Actinopteri; Cypriniformes; Catostomidae. The transcript is spliced from 60 exons. Gene Ontology annotation, molecular function: extracellular matrix structural constituent. The coding region runs from base 326 to 5338 and encodes 1670 amino acids.
GUCAAGACACAUGCGGAGCUCCAGAGCCCGGAGCAACACACGGAUCUGCCCCUCUCUCUCUGUGUCUCUGUCCGGUCUGACACGGAUCAUUCUCGGUGUAUUUCACUAACACACACUCGGUUCUCCGUCAGCAGGCGCUUUACGCACAGCACAAGUUCUCCAAAGCGCAACUGGAGACGCGGAGAUCCGUGACGUAGGACUCGCUGUGAUGUGGAAGCUUCAGCUCUGAGGUGCUCAACAGAUUCGUGAUCAGACCGGAUCUCAUGACCCUGGCGUGGAAUUCUGUUUUCACUUAGAAAACUGCUGCGUGGACAAAUGCAUACAAAUGCAUUUAGGGGCCCAACGGACAAGGAGUGGACAAGUAUCUCCAACAGCGAAAGCGAGAUUUCUCGUCCUCCUCCUGUCAGCAUGUGCAGCUGUGCUGUGUGCAGAAGAACGAGGUGUAGAUCUUAUUCAUCAGCUGGGCCUCUCCGGUCGCAGAGACAUGCGCACUUCCGGGACAGCAUACCUCACACCUCUUCAAUCUCUAACCAUCCUGCCCCCUGGUGUUGGGGUAAUUCUCGGACAGGAUGCCCUCAUUGAGGCUCCAUUAGUGGGCAUGCUUCCUGCUGGCAUGGAGGAGGAGUUCUCCAUCAUAGUUACUUUAAGCUCCUGGCGAGCGAACAAUGCCUUUCUUUUUAGUGUGCAUGAUGGCAGUGACAGACUGCAGUUCGGUGUGCAGCUCCUGCCUGGCAGGGUAGUUGUUUACAUGGGUGAGAAAGCAUCGGUUUAUUUCAAGUACAAUGUGCAAGACGGACAGUGGCACUCCUUCUCGGUGGGUGUCCGACCACGCACUGUAUCCUUCUACGCACACUGUGGGGCCGUACAGUACAGCGAGGAAACGCUGACCCAUCCACAGACGCUGGGCUCUGAAGGUCGCCUUUCUGUGGGCAGGAUGGACUCCAGGGCGGUGCAGUUUGAAGGAGAAUUGUGCCAACUGGACAUCUAUCCCUCUGCCCAAGCUGCGACACACUACUGCGACUAUGUAAAAAAACAAUGCAGACUGUCCGAUACGUUCCGAUCCCUGCCCCUGAAGUCCGAAAGCACAGAGUCAACUUUCCCGACAAGCUCGCCUUCCCGAAAGUCCAACCAAAGGUCUUCAGAAUCGGACACCCAGAGAUAUAUCCCCACCCUCUCUGCCCACUCCACUGCGGCCACCAGUUCCACUCCUAUGGUUGUUUUCAACCAGUUUAUGACCACAAGAUCACCUACAUUGCGCUCCAGCAUACCAAGACUUCGGAGCCCUUCUCCAAGCCCCCUUAUCAAGGUACGAUCCCUGGGCUUCACCAUUGGAACUCCAACCAGCAGCACCAUAAAUGAUGGGAACCUUGUAGGUGAAAAUGACAUGGAGAAUCAACAGCUUCUCAAAAAGCCAAGAGCCACUCGGCCCACCUUGGAUUUGAUCACCAUUGUCAGGCAGAGUCGUUUGAAAGAGGCCUUGAGGAAUGAUGGUAGAUCCCACCAAUCUAACAAGGAUCUUCUGCAGACAAAUUUAAAAGUGACUGGCACCAUCCUGUACCGUGAAGAGAGCAGCUAUAACCUGGUGGAUCAAUCCGAGGAUCAACUCCAAGAGGGGAUGCACGACUCAGACUACUCUGAAGGUUAUGGAUAUGACUACGGUUUUGAAGAAGCUGAAUAUUUUGACUAUGAUGGAUUCGUUGGUUCUAAAGGAGAACCAGGUCCUCCAGGUCCCCCUGGCCCACCAGGUCUGCCUGGACCUCCUGGAAAGAGAGGAGCGCGGGGUCCGCCUGGUCCGCAUGGUAACACCGGGCUGCCUGGUUUACCUGGCCCCAAGGGAGCAAAAGGAGAUCCAGGACUGUCCCCGGGUCAGGCGCCAGCAGGUGAUCAGGGUGACAGAGGACGACAGGGUCCACAGGGUCCUAAAGGUGAACAAGGUCUGAAGGGUCCCAAAGGCUAUCCAGGAACCGCAGGUCUUCCCGGAGAACAGGGUUUGCCAGGAUUGCUGGGCGUAUCUGGGGUGGCAGGUUACCCUGGCAGGCAGGGUUUAGCGGGACCAGAGGGAAGUCCAGGACCUAAAGGUGUUAAUGGCUUCAUCGGACCUCCAGGAGUUGCAGGACUACCAGGACUGGAGGGAGAGAGAGGAAUUCCAGGUCCUGCGGGAGUCAAGGGACCCAAAGGCAGACGGGGUGUUGUUGGUGACGUGGGUGAGAGGGGACCACCCGGGCCGGACGGAAACGAGGGGCCUGUCGGGGGGACCGGUAGCAGUGGAUUCCCAGGCCUCAGAGGUGAUGUGGGGCCAGAGGGACCCCAUGGAUUUCCCGGAAUUGUGGGACCUCAGGGCCUGACCGGAGGGGUGGGGCCGUCUGGAUUGAAAGGUGAUAAGGGGGAACAUGGAUUGAGGGGUGAACCAGGAGAAACUGGUUACCAGGGUGACAAGGGAAUGGCUGGUAAUCCAGGACAACCAGGACCAUGUGGAAAAGCUGGACCACCCGGGAAAACAGGGGAAGCGGGACCACAGGGGCCUCCAGGACCACCAGGACCCAAAGGUUUCCCAGGAGACAUCGGUGCGCCAGGGUUGAACGGCCCCCCGGGACCAAAGGGUCUUCAGGGAGCCAGGGGCCCCCAGGGACCACCAGGGCCAAAAGGAACAGAAGGAGACGACGGCCCCCCGGGUCCACCUGGAAUGACUGGUCCCACUGGCAGGCCGGGUAAGAAAGGUUUAAUUGGUGAAGCUGGUCCUGAAGGUCUGAAUGGAGAAAUUGGUGACCAGGGAAAUGUUGGGAAAAUUGGCCCUCCUGGUCCAGUCGGGCUGAUCGGAAUAACAGGAGUGAUCGGACAACCUGGCGAAAAGGGUGAUCGUGGUCCUCUUGGUCCUCUGGGUCCUCCUGGAGAGAAAGGUUCAACGGGUUAUCCAGGUCUUCCAGGGGGUCCAGGGGAUUUCGGCCCGCAAGGCCCACCAGGUCCACCAGGGCCGAGGGGAGCAGCAGGCGUUCCAGGGCUGAAAGGGCAACGGGGCCCGAGAGGAGCUGAUGGACCGACAGGAGAAGAAGGUCCUGUGGGCAUGAAGGGUAAGAGAGGAUCUCCAGGGAAGAAAGGAGCUCCAGGGUUCAUUGGUCAAGCUGGUGGUCCAGGGAAGAGAGGAGCAGCAGGACCCUCAGGUACAGCAGGUCCGUCUGGCAGCGCUGGCGGAAAAGGUCCUCCGGGGGAACCGGGACCCAGAGGCCCUCCAGGGGACAUGGGACCAGAUGGAGAGCAAGGUCACGAGGGACCUCCGGGACCUGAAGGAGAGCAGGGCCCUGUGGGCGAACCUGGACUCAAGGGUGAAAUGGGUUCUGUCGGUGAAGGCGGUGAACAGGGUCAACUGGGCAUCAGAGGUCCUCCUGGACCGCCUGGAGAAGAUGGACAUCAGGGGAAGGAUGGACCAAAGGGUGAGCCAGGUACCCGUGGGUCAAUGGGAGAAGUUGGGGAAAGGGCUGAGAUCGGUGAUUCUGGCCCCCCAGGACUUCCUGGAGAUCCUGGAAAGAAGGGCUUCCCAGGACCUGAGGGAAAACAGGGUCUGCCUGGCAACCGCGGUCGCCCAGGAAAGAAGGGUGAUCGAGGCCCGCCGGGUCACCUGGGAGAAAUUGGCUCGCCCGGUGAAAUCGGACAGACGGGAGAGAGAGGACUCAAAGGUGCUCGUGGGACCAGAGGACCCCUAGGGCGACCCGGAGUGAUGGGACCACAGGGAGAGCCGGGACUGGAAGGUUAUACAGGUCACGCUGGGAAGCCAGGUCCUGCAGGCCCCCCAGGACCCAAGGGAGAAAAGGGUUACCCUGGAGAAGACAGUAUAAUGGUGGGACCGCCCGGGCCCUUAGGUGAACCAGGAGCUCCAGGAGAGAAAGGUGAACGUGGGGAACCUGGAGAUGAUGGAUAUCAGGGUCACGCAGGAGUCGCUGGGGCCCGGGGAGCUCUCGGUCAGCAGGGAUCACCUGGGUCUCCUGGGAUACCUGGCCAAGCAGGACCCAAGGGCGAGAAGGGAAAUCAGGGACUCGCUGGUAAGAAAGGAUCCCGAGGUCUUGCUGGAACACCUGGUCUGGAGGGGCCACUGGGUUUGCCGGGGCCCAGAGGGACGGAAGGAUACACAGGAUCUGACGGGCUUCCCGGUCUUCCCGGGUUACCAGGUCAACCUGGAUCUAAAGGCAGAACAGGUCAGUGUGGUGAUACAGGUCUUGAGGGGAGGGCGGGACUUCCUGGUCCACGUGGUGAGCUCGGACUUCCUGGUGUCGUUGGAGAGAGAGGACCUGCGGGGUUAAAGGGCGAGAUGGGUUUACCGGGUGACAGAGGGCCAGCGGGCGCAAAAGGCAUGGAGGGGGUCCAAGGAGACCAAGGCACAAAAGGAGAGCAUGGCGCCAAAGGAGAGCCAGGUGUGCUGGGAGAUGCCGGUAUGAGAGGACUCCAGGGUUUUCCAGGACCAAAGGGACCAAACGGAGAUCUGGGGCUGAUCGGUACUCCUGGACACAAAGGUCCGGUUGGUGUUCUGGGUUUCUCUGGUCCUAUAGGUCCUGUGGGAAUGAUCGGCCCAGAGGGAAAACCUGGUCCCAGAGGACCUAAAGGAAGCCGUGGUGAGAUGGGGCCGCAGGGGCCACAGGGCAGUCCAGGGCCACAGGGGCCUCCAGGUUCACCCGGCCCAUCGAUACGCAUCAAUGUUGCCAGUCUUCAUCAGGAGAGUUAUCAGAACACAGAUGGGUCUGUGGCCAAACAGAACACUGAGAUCUUCAAAACCCUGCAGUAUCUGAACGGCGUCAUUCACAGCAUAAAAACCCCACUGGGAACACGAGAAAACCCGGCACGCUUCUGUAAAGAUCUGCUCGACUGCCGACACAAGAUGACUGAUGGAAUGUUCUGGAUUGAUCCGAACCUCGGCUGCACAUCAGACGCCAUCCAGGUGUUCUGUAACUUCACUGCAGGUGGACAGACCUGCUUACGACCAUUUGCCACAGAUAAGACGCCGUUUGAUGUCGGAAAAGUCCAGAUGAAGUUUUUACAUUUGCUGAGCGUCACAGCAACCCAGACCGUCUCCAUCCACUGCCAUAACGCCCCGGCAACUGUUGUCAUGGAGACACCACACGCCUUGCGGUUCCGGGGUUGGAAUGGUCAGGUGUUCUCGGAAAACUCGCCUCUGAGGCCUGACGUGGUUUUGGACAACUGUGAGAUCAAUGACGGUCACUGGCAUCAGUCCCGCUUCCUGUUUCAAACCCAGGACACUCAACAGCUUCCCAUUGUAGACAUACAAGGUCUCCAUCCCUCACAUCCCGCAGAGCAGCGACAUCUGGAAAUGGGCCCUGUCUGCUUCCUGUGAGCCUGAGAAAUCACUGAAGGACUUUCGCUCAAACGGCUGAUCGUGAUAUCAGGUCGUUUGGUGAACUGGGCUACUACAACAGAAACAAGGCGAGCUCUUCUAGAGGCAGAGAUAUCAGCAACAUGUAUCGAGAGACUGUUGUGUUUAAUCUGUUGAUUAUAGUGUGCUGUGGUUCAGUUUGUCAAGUGGCAAGAGUGCCGCCCAAACCUGAAAUAGUAUUUGCCCCCAUAGGGCAACACGCCCCCUCGGCAAGGCAUGAAGUCUAAGGUGCCGUUCGCUCACAAACAAACUUGCAAUAUCUUGUGGAUUGAACGUUCGAUCUUGAGAUAUUGAUGAAAAAAAAACCUGGACUCGUACCUCGUUUUAGAUGGUCCUCUACGUCCUUCACAUACAGGUGCUUGUGUUCAGGUGUGAGGCCCGAAACAUCUAUGCAAGUAUGAUAACGCAAGCAACGUCAUGCAUCGCUGCGUUCCGAAAUGUGUCCGAGCGCUAUUCUCAAUGUGCAAGUGAACGCAAACACUUCUUGUGCAUUCAGACCAGAGGCGUCGAGGGCGUCAAAUCGACCGGAAGUCAUUCAUUUUCUGUGUUAGCCAGCGUCUCUCGGCUGCGAGAAGCGGCGUGUCCGUGGCCGGCACGUCUUGGGUGGUGUGGGUGCCAGAGGAAAGUUAGAGUCGAGCAACAUUAUGGUAAUGAGAUUUGACGCGGUUCGGCGGCAACCUAUUGGAGUAUAGAAGUGCUCCACUCUAGAGAAGUCUAGAAAACACGACAGUUCAAACUUUGGUUCCCACCAAACAUUAGUUCCAUUAGGAACUAUUAGAAACAUUAGGAGAAACUAAUUAUUGCCGUGUCUGGUUUUUCCGUAAUAUACGAUAUAUGUAUUUUAUUUUGUUUAUUUAGGUAACAAACAUCCAUCAUUUUAAUUACUUUCACAUUUAAAAGAUUUCAUGAGGAUAUAUGCUACUUAUGAUAGGUCGGCAAUAAAGAUACCGGUCGACAUGUCUGGAUGUUUUGCGGCCCUUUUAAAUAUAGUUCACAAAACCAAGUAUUCCGAACAAACUUUGCCGCCCGUUUCAACCACGUCAGAGAGUCCACGAAUCAACAACACAUGGUUGUAGCUAUGCAAACACACAUUUUUUUGCAUCAUUAUGUUCCGAAAUAGUGCAAAUCUCAAUGUGCAAACACUUGCUACGCAUCUUCGAUUAUUUCGCAGUUCUUAAUGUGCUAGUUUGUGAACGCUAACACUUGCUACGCAUCCUCGAUUAUUUCGCAGUUCUUAAUGUGCAAGUUUGUGAAUGCUAAUGCUUCUACAUAGGCAUCUUCGAAUUUUUUUUGCAGUUUUUAUCGGCACAAUAACGUUUGUGUACCCACACAUAUGUUCAGGGGUCCGUGCGCUUACAAUGCGUUGCCCAAGUAAUCGUGUUUGUGCACUUGUGCAAAGUAUGUUUCUGGCCUUAAAGAGUUUGUUUGUGUUGUCGUCUUCUUUUGUACUUUUGUGUUUGUUAUUUCGAUCAGAACAAACCUUAUUUAUAUGAACAGUGAGUUGGUAAGUUAUGUUAUACAUUGGCUUUAUAUGCAUUUUAUAUUAAGGAGAAAGCUCACUCGUGACCCUUACAGAGAUGUGGCGAGUACGUCACGUAUAACCCGAAGAAAUCACAGAACACAGAUACAAGGCAGAAUUUUAGUGACGCCACAGUGUGUCAUUUAAAACCAUUUGAAAGUUCAAUUGAAAGUGUGUGCAGGACAUGACAAAAAUAUGCAAAUACACUAGAUCUAACAGUUGUAAUUAACAUGCUUGUAAUGAAAAUGUGCUCUUGCAAGAUAAUCGUGGAGUCUCCUUUGGGGUCAGGUGACUUCUUCAUGGUGCUGCAGUAUUCACCGUUAGUUAGUCGUUUUAUUUUUAUUUUUCCACCUGUGUAUAUUUUGAUAUAAAAUGUUUAUUUAUGUUAUAGAUGUAUGUAUUUGUAUAUAAACACAAAUAGGUGAGAUUACGUUGUUGUGUUCUGGCAGCUGUGAUUGGCCAGAUUCAGAUCACUUGAUCACACUUAGGAAGUAUCGCCUGUUAAUUUAUGAUUGCAGGAAAGAAAUAAAGUCAUUAAUUAUGCUUACGCAAACAAAACGAAGACACAAAUGUAAAUACUACAUAUUUUGACAUUAAAUAAAAGAUGUUUUAA